Messenger RNA from Moneuplotes crassus, 2108 nucleotides. Lineage: Eukaryota; Ciliophora; Spirotrichea; Euplotida; Euplotidae. The record is from the annotation of a GenBank genome assembly.
AUUAGAUAAUUUACGUCACAGAGAAUGGAAAGCUUCUUAAAUAGAAUUCAAACUGUCAAAUCCCAUCUGUCUCCCUCCGAAGAUUAUAGAAGGGAAACCUCAACCUACAGCUUUGACUUUGAGAAGGUGGCCACUGAGGUCAGGAGUUUACGCCCAGAAUUGUUUUACAAAGUCCAGGAAAUUGUAGAAAAAGUAUACGAAGGAAGAGGUCCAGGACAUCAUAUGUUGGAGAAAAAUGAGCUCAGAUUGGAGACUAACAAACUUAUUCUCAACACUAUCAACCACCUCUUUGAGAAGGAGGGCAUCAACGAGGAGUGGAUCAUCGAGAACCUAGACCAAUUCAUGAGGUGCCUAAUGGGUACAGGCCCUGCUAAUGCUUCUGCAUCAACUAAAUAUAGCGUACAUUAUUUUCUUUAUGCCAAGAGUAUCAAGAAUUUGGGCACUAAGAGACAUGAGGACUACCUGCUCAGGGCAGCUAACCUCACUGAUCUUGGUGCCUUUGGCAUGACAGAGCUUGGUCACGGCUCUAAUGUCCAAUCUGUAGAGACUACCGCCCAUUAUGAUCAUGAGACUAGAUCAUUUAUUCUAAAUUCUCCGACUGAUACCUCAAUCAAAUUUUGGAUUGGUAAUCUGGCAAAGACUUGCUCGAUGUUAGUCACCUUCGCUCAGUUGAUUCUCAACGGGCAAAACAAAGGAGUCCAUGUCUUCCUCGUCCCUGUAAGAGAUAAAGCCACCCAUGAACCCUUUGAAGGCUGAAUUAUUGGUGAUUGUGGUGACAAACUUGGCCUUCAAGGAAUAGAUAACGGAUGGAUCAAGUUUACUAAUUAUAGCAUCGAUAAAGAUAUGCUUCUUAACAGAUUCUGAGAUGUCAACGAUGAGGGGGAGUACAUUUCAUCCAUCCCUAAGGAAAGUAAGAGAUUUGCCUACCAUAUGGCAGCUCUAAGCGGAGGAAGGGUCCUUGCUGCUAGCAACGCAGCUGAUAUAGGAUGCAUUUCCGCCAUUACAGCUCUUCGCUAUUCAGCAUGAAGAAAACAGUUUGCCAGAAAGAAAGGAGAAGAGGAAUCUCAAAUUCUCGACUAUCCUCUUCAUCAGGCAAGAAUUAUUCCUUUAUUCGCAAGGUCAUUCGUUGAGAUGGUCACCAUGCAAGGAGUGUGGGAUGAAUAUUCUUUGAUGUCCCAUCAACUACUUGAUCCUGCAAACAAAGCUGGUGAAUACUUCCACUUAGUAUCUAGUGCAUUAAAGGCAGUUGUGACGUGGAACUGUUAUGAAACUUGGAAAGAAUCAAGACUCGCUUGUGGUGGCUUUGGCUUCUCCCACCUCAAUAACUUCGGUGAACUUGGAAAUACAUCUGAUGUCAACCAAACUUGGGAGGGAGAGAACUUCGUUCUCAUCCAACAAGCCUGCAAAAUCCUGCUAAAGAACUUUGCAAACAUGAUCAGAGGGAAAAAGACAAUGAAGACGUGUGAUUUUCUGACCCCUGAUGCUCCUGAUAAUUACAAAUUUGAAGGGUCUUUGCUUGACCUGAAGGAUCUAUUCAAACUUUACUCUCAUCAUGCUAACAAAUGUGUACAUGAAUCAAUCGCUAAGAUUCAGAUAGACUCGAUGAAGGAGGGAGAUGCCAGGCUCUCUAGGAAAGAAAUCUGGGAGAAACAUCUCUUCUAUACUUUUAUUCCCAUGGUAAAAAUUUACCUGAGCAGGUAUACCAUGGAAGCUUAUUUAAAUUUCUUGAAGAAAUUUAAUGAUUCCCCGGAAUCAAAGGAAGUUCUAACAAAACUUGCUGUUCUCAAUUAUUUGAACGAAAUUAUCAAAUUUGAGGGUAUUUUCAGAGAGUCUUUGACUAAAGAAAAUAUUGAUGAGAUAAAAGAGCAUUGUAUUGCUCUAUGUAAGGAGCUGAGACCAGAGAUGAUCGCUCUGACUCUUACUAUCCCCUUCGGCGAUAAAAUAUUCGGAGCCAUAGGUAAAUCCUCAAUGGAACCUUACUCCGAAUUCAUGAAAGGAGUAGUCAACACUCCUGGCUGCUUUGAUAAGCCGAAGGAAUGGAAGUACCUCUAUCAAAGUAAAAUCUAAAUAUCAAUCAAAGUAUGAAAAUUACGUCACAGACUUGGUCU